AUAUGUUAGUACGUCAGCGGUGGCUGCGCAUUCGCAUUCGAAGCUGCGCCGUGGAAUUUCGAAUGAAUCUACAAUUCGGGAAUGGCUUCAAUUGGGAGGGAGAAAUAUCUCAAAGUAUAAGAAGACGUAGUUCGUCGUAGGAGAAAAGAGAUUCUCAUCACAAGACACGAGACAUACAGUCAAGGCAACUACCCUACAUCACAUACUUUAGCAUCGAACAAUACACUUAAUCACACAAUACUAUUCAUCCUCACUCUCACUUACACUCAUCAUGGGUCUCGUCGGUCUUGCCAUGCGUACUCUUAUGGGCUCCUCAGACUCCCGCCAGCCUCGCUCUGGAGGAUGCUACGGAAGUCGAAAGCAACAAGCCUAUCUUGUCCAACAACCUCAACUCAUGGGUCCUAACCCCGACUACAUGGCCAUGAGCACUGGUCGAUCAUCAUGUCACCAACGCAAGAUGGAGCGUCGGUACCAGAAAAAGAUGCAACAUGCUGAACGCAUGCAACUCCGAGCCGAACAGCGAGCAGAGAGGGAUUAUCAACGGGCUGAGAGACGACAAGCGGGUGUUUUGAUGGUCAAGUCGGGAUCACAGAAAGUUGGAAUGAUUGGUGGAGGCUCAAGUCAGAAUGUUCAUGAAACAAGAGACUUUCACGAAGAGCCAAACAAUGGUGUCUAUGAGAUGGAUGCCAUUAACCAACAACAUGUUGAAAAGGACGCACCGCCUGCAUAUGACGAUGUGGUGAGGAAGUAAAAGUAUGGGAGGGAAUGGCUUAGAAGUUGGGCUUGGAAUGUGAACAUUAUGAUUAGAACGAUAUCCGAAUUCAAGAAUACGAUAAAUAAAUGACUUUUCGCAUCAUGGAGACCAU
Molecule: messenger RNA, 866 nt
Organism: Fusarium redolens
Lineage: Eukaryota; Fungi; Ascomycota; Sordariomycetes; Hypocreales; Nectriaceae
Exons: 1
Coding region: 272-751 (159 amino acids)
Source: RefSeq, a predicted model, not a curated record